AUGGUAAUCUUGGUAGAAAAGCUAGGUCGUUCCCUCAAGUUUCAUCACAGACUGGAUCAUAACAAUCACCCCAACCAUGAUGCUGAAGAAGCCUUAUUGGCUUCUUUUCAGGCUUUUCGAUCCAAGGUAUCCAAAUUAUUAAGCCAAAUUAUGAUGGAAGCCAAGCCUGGAUCAGAGUUCUUGUCUUUGGCCUGGGUUCAUAGGUGCCUUGAGGCGUUACCGAUGAUCGACAAGGCUUUUGCUAAGCUAGUGGUGGAUGUAGAUUACCCCAUCGGCAAGUGGGAAGCUGCUGCAUCUGAAGCAUAUCUUAAGCACAGCUUGAAUGUGCUGGAGUUGCUCAAUAAAAUAAGCUCCUCACUUUCACAUUUAAGCCAGGCUAGGCUAGCGUUGGCCCAUGGUUUAAGCCUGAUCGAAAGUUCGCCUUCUUUGGCUUUGAAGCAUCUUCAGAAAAUCCAGCCUAAUGACCUGGGAAAUGAUUUCAAAGUGGAGGGUAUCAAAAGGAAUGAAGAACAGUUCAGUUCUCGCAAGGAAUCGAUAAUUCAUGAAGCUAUGAUGAUCAUGAUAAGCUCUGGAUUGUGGCUGUUUGGAAUUAUGAUAUCAGGCCUGUGCAGUGAUGUUAAGCCGUAUUUUCUCAUGAGAAAAUCAGCUCAUAACUUGCAUGAUCCAUCAUUGGAAAGCCUGGACUCCUUGCUUAGUGAAGAGAUCAGACAGAAGAGUAUGUUGAAAGAAAUUAAAGAGGUUAACGAGGCAGCAGCUGAGCUAGCUACAGAGAUAGCACAUAGAAAAGGAGAUGCAGCUGCAGAAAUAUUAGGUAGAAGAUUGCAGGUUCUUGAGAAGGUGCUUCAGAAAAUUGGGAAGCAGACGGAUUGCCUGUUCUCUGAAGUUCUAUUGGCAAGGAAUAAAUUGCUCGACACUAUUCGACUCAAGAAAUGA
Coffea eugenioides is the source of this 933-nucleotide messenger RNA. Its product is annotated as protein BPS1, chloroplastic-like. The record is from RefSeq and is a predicted model, not a curated record. Lineage: Eukaryota; Viridiplantae; Streptophyta; Magnoliopsida; Gentianales; Rubiaceae. The transcript has a single exon. Bases 1 to 933 code for a protein of 310 amino acids.